CAUGAGAUCAAGGACCAUAUUAGUUUAAACAGGGGCUCAAAGUGGCAUUUGAGAGAGAGGAUACUUCCUUUCAGAGUGGACACUUGUCUUUUCAGAAGACUUAUUCUGACUGAGAGUAAAGACCUUUACCAGAGAAGUGUGUAGUCAUUUUGAGCUCUGUAAAACUUCCUUUUAUCUGCUGGAUAUUAUACUCUGCACUUGAAGGGGUCCGAACCCUAGGAUGUCCUCCUAUACAUGUCAAGAGGAAGGCACGCUCAAAGCUCAUGAUUGCGUCUUAAUUUACAAAUCAGGGACAGAGGGAGAUGAAAACCACACUCCAGACAGUAACUUAAUCGGACUCACCACCAAGAUGUUAAAAGUGAAGAGGCUGGAAGAAAUCAACACAUGUUAUAACAGUAACAAACGGGAGGAAAUGGCCUUCUUCCAGUGCAUGGAAAAGGUUGAGAAAGUGAAAUGUUUUCUGGAAGAAAGUUCCAGUGAACAGGAAUCAAGAUCUGGAAAGAAUGAGGCUAAGGAGAAGUCACGGUCACACCCUGGUCUGAAGGAAACAGCACCUGUCAAAGGCAAAAGGACACCGGCCCUCACAGAGAGAUCUUCCCAGAAGAACCAGCCCUCCUCCGAGAAAAAAAAAGUUAAUAAACUCAAUGAGAAAAAUUCUGAGAAGACCAAUGCCUCUCUAGUUCAGAGAAGUUUUGCCACAUUUCAUACAGAAAGACCACAAGACGAAGUCAAAGAUUUUGCUCUAAGAAGUUCCAUAGAGCCAAGAGAAAAUAUAGACACAAGAGACAUUUCGAGUACACAGAGACUGAACAGACAAGAAAGUAAUAGUUCUGGAGAUGAUAAGCAAGCCACUGUGGAUCAAAAUGGAUGUCCAGUGUUCAAAGGAGAGAAAAAUGGGCUUCAUUCUAAAGAAGAUACUAGUGAAAGCGAAGUUGAGACAAAAGGAGGACCAGCAAUUGCAAAUGAAACGGUGUUGGACAAGUGUUCAAAUAAAAAGCAGUGUGUUGAUAAAACAAAUGGUGAUCAAAUCUGUGAAAGGUGUAUCAGCAAUGUGAAAGCCAUUUCUACAACCCGAAUCCUGGAAAACCCAGCGCUAGCACCCACUUUCCAGAAUGCUGAGCAAGCAGAACACACUGGCAGCAGCAAGCGGAGGGUGACGGAGGAGUGCUUCACCAAAGAGGACAGCAAAAAGAGCAGAAUAGAUGUAGAGAGUCCAGGUGAAGGACACACAUUUAGGACACAGGAAACCAGACAAGCCCAGGGGGGCUUACAAGGCAAACCCUUGGCAUCUGCUGGAACUAAGACCUCCGGACAGCAAGAUCUGAUGGCCCCAUUGGAUGAUGUCCCGGCUCCUCCCGCCCCGUUUAAUCACCGUAUCGUGACAGCCAAACAAGCAGCCAUCAAUGUCUUUUAUACUGUGAGCAGAAUGGAAGUUUUAGGAGGGGGGCGCUUUGGCCAGGUACACAGGUGUGAAGAGAAAGCAACAGGUCUGAAGCUGGCGGCCAAGAUCAUCAAGACCAGAGGCACCAAGGAUAAGGAUGAAGUGAAGAACGAGAUCAACAUCAUGAACCAGCUGGAUCACGUGAACCUCAUUCAGCUCUACGACGCCUUUGAGUCUAAGAAUGACAUUGUCCUGGUCAUGGAGUACGUGGACGGAGGGGAGCUGUUUGAUCGCAUCAUUGAUGACAACUACAAUCUGACCGAGUUUGACACCAUCCUGUUCAUCAAGCAGAUAUGUGAGGGCAUAAGACACAUGCAUCAGAUGUAUAUUCUCCAUUUGGAUCUGAAGCCUGAGAAUAUCCUGUGUGUGAAUCGGGAUGCCAAACAAAUAAAAAUUAUUGAUUUUGGAUUGGCCAGAAGAUACAAACCCAGAGAGAAGCUGAAGGUGAACUUUGGAACUCCGGAAUUUCUUGCCCCUGAAGUUGUGAACUAUGAUUUUGUUUCCUUUCCCACUGACAUGUGGAGUGUGGGCGUCAUCGCCUAUAUGCUAUUGAGUGGUUUGUCUCCCUUCCUGGGUGACAAUGACGCUGAGACCCUGAACAACAUCCUGGCCUGUAGGUGGGAUUUAGAGGAUGAAGAAUUUCAGGACAUCUCGGAGGAGGCCAGGGAGUUUAUCUCCAAGCUUCUGAUUAAGGAGAAGAGUUGGAGAAUAAGUGCAAGUGAAGCUCUCAAGCACCCUUGGCUGUCAGACCACAAACUCCACUCCAGACUCACCACUCAGAAGAAGAAGAAUUGUUGCUCUAACGCAAAGAACCUUGUGACCAAAUAAUCCAUAGAAGGCACCCAUUUGAAAGGAAAACUGCUGUGGUCGCUGCUGCUUUGGGAAGAUUUCUGGAAAAAUCAGCAGUUCUGAUGCCUUGACCCCGAGGAUGAUGGGUGGCCGUGGGGGGUGGGGGAGCCGCCGCACUUGAACUCGGAGCGCCCAGUUAAGGCGGAUGCCUAGUGCUGUGGUCCUGGGGGUGCAGAAAAGCCCCACGCCCCUUUCCUCACAACCCCACACCCCAUGGCAGUACACAAUUGGGAAGAUGCUUCCCUGACAUCUUGAGUUUUCAAUGUUUAUUUUUUUAUUUUAGUCGCUGGGAUAAGGGGUACCUGAUUUCUGCUCUUUCUCAGCUUCCUAGAGCAAUCAGACUGGAGAUUUAUUUGAGACAUUUAAACCUGGAGGAUACAUUGAGAGGGAGAAAACUGCUUCCAGUCCUUAAACUAUGCCUUUCAAAGGGGUGAUCAUAUCACCGGAAGAAAAUUCUGUCUUUCAAACCCUUGAUCACUUGGUUUCUCAGACUGUGUUAUUUUGAUUUGGUCUGAAAUCAGGUGAAUCCGACUCAUAAAUAAUCUGCUUUCUGGAACUUGAGCUGUCUUGGAAUCCUGAGGCAAGAGGCAUCAGAUGUCGUGUUUUCUGUUUAUUCUGAACUUUUGUCCCAGCUCAUCAGUUUCUUCCGAGCAGUGAUUCUACUUUCAAAUGAGUGAUGCGCAUUUCACAAGGCACUCCCCUCUCUUCUGACUGAGCAUUCACACGCGUGAAAUGCACUAGUUUUCACCAGUGGAGCAAGAAUUACAACCUUAGGAAUAACCGUAACAGUUACGAGAGCUUUCCUCAUGCUGCCGCUGUCAAUGAGCGAUGGGUCGUGUGCAUCCCAAGGAAGGACGGUGCUUUGCUUCCAAUGUUGAAAUGACUUUGGAAAUAGCGCUCAGGUUUCUGGGUAAAUGCCAACAUUUCUGAAGACCAAUGAUCUCACCUACGCAGAAUCUUGCAUGGCUCAGUGGUUGUGAGGAAAGAACAUUCAGAAAUCAAAGUGAGGGGGAACAUUCCUGCUCACUCUUUGGAUAUGAGAAUGAUUUCCAGUUGGAAGCUUCUUCUUGUUCUUGAACUCAUAUGCCAUUUCAUUACAGAUUUUUAAUAACGGAAGUGAGCCCUACCGUAUAUAGCACAGAAAGGCACAGAGCCUCUGAAGAGUGAAACGUGGGUGCCGUUUCUUUACGAAGAAGAGGCCAUGCAGGGCCACACGCAACUCCUAUCACACAACUAGCACCACGCUCACCAUUCAUCUUCUUAAGCUGUCCUCAUAUUUCCCAUUUCCAAAUAACUCCUGUGAUGAGAUCAGCUAUAAGAAUGCAUUUUUAGCUGUAAAUGGUUCUAGGCUCCGAUAGUCACCAUAGUAAUGGCCAUAUUAGUGAGGGCAGUUUUAAUUGGCAUUGGCUUUUCUCCAUUAUUGCUUGUAUCCACCUAGUGGGUCCUUCUAGCAUGCCCGUGAAUAACUGUAUGUGCAAUGUUCUUAUUCUCAUGUGCAAGGUAAAGGGGAAGUAGAGACAGAAGAAAAUGUGUAAUUUAGUUAAGACCACAUGCCAAUUUAGUGGUCAUGCUAGUUAUAAAACUGACUCCUUUCUAGCUUUGCUCUUACAUUAUGAUGCAUUUCUUUUUUCCUUUGGCCUAUGCAUUUAUUCAAGGUUGGUUUUCUCCUGGUCCUGCUAUGUGACUAUGCUUAAAAUGUUUAAUUUGGUUUCCUUGAAAAAAAAAACAAAAACACAUACAAAAAAAAAAACACCACACACAACAAAACCCUGUGACUGAAGUGUUAUAUUACUGUGCUUGCUAUCUUUAGCUGAUGGUAUUCAUCGAGUCUGGAAAAAUACAAGCCAGUGCAUGCAUUAAUACUCAGACCGCAGAGAGCUGGCAUUCUCUCAAAUGCUAAAUAAGAUGCAAGGGCCUGAUUUGAAAACCCCUCAUGGAAGGGCGUUUUCUGUCCUGUGGUGUGGACUCUCUACCAGAUAGAGCAGGAGGUCUUUUGCAUUCAGCUCCCAUUCUGACUCACGUUGGCAGAGAAACUUUCACCAGACCCCAACACACAUGGGAGAGGCAGCUUAGGCCAAAUAAAGGAAUGAUUUCUUUGUCAAAUUAAUCCACUAAUGACCCUGCAGUCAGUGGGUGUGAUUUUUUUUUUUCUUUAAAGAGGUUUAGAAAGGAGACUCUACUUUAAGAAUGGAUCUCCUUUGAAUUUGGAGUUAAAUUUCCACAUUUGGAUGGGGAGGCAUCCCCACGCCAGCAGGGUGUCUUUUAUAUGAGAGCUGAGGAUAGUUUGCAUUGCAGAGUUGAUCAUUACAGUCUAGAGUUACAGCGAAAUGGGAGAAUUUCGGUCUCCUGCUCAUCCUGCUCCCUCCCUCCACGCCCCUGUGCAGCUGCCCCAGCAAGAACUGGUAACUUGGUAGAUUGCCGCUCUGAUGGGAAAGGGGGCUUUGCACAGCGGAGAAAUCAAACCAGAUGCAAGCAUGGACCAGAGAAGCUGAGUCUGGCGAGACUGGGGCUAUUGUGAUCAAUUUUUCCAAGAAUUCAUUAGAAUUUGACAGCCUGUAUUGCUUCUCCGCCCUCCUAAUGGACGUUAUGGCUUCAGUCCUUGCAUUAGGCAGUAGCCUUUUCUUUGGAAAAAGGCGGCAAUUCAGCACUGAUGUGGCAUUUCCCACUGCCUGGAGAGAAAUAAACCUCACAAAGGAUUCAAGAAAAAGCAUGCCCCCAUUUGUCAUUUGUAAGAUACCAACACUUCCCCAGAACCUGUUGCUAUUUAAAAAUCAGGGAGAAAAGAGCUCAUGUCCCAGUCGGUGACAUAAAAACAUCUGAAAUUGGAUUCUCACCUGAACUACUUUGGGGAAAGAUUCCUAGGUCAAAAUGGGGGUAAUUCUCAUGUUAGUUUCUAGUCUGACUUGCUAUUAUUUUGCUUUCUUUCCUCGAAAAUGUAAAUAGGCAUGCUGCUAUUGCUGUGGCAUACUUUGAUGUGAAAGUGUUUUGAAAGAUGCGUGAAUUAUUACAUUUUCACCAUUUUUAUGGAAUUUAGCAUAGAAUUUUUUUUCUCAUUUUAAAGUCAAAAUACGUAUUUGAUAUUAUGGAAAUGAGGGUCUUAUUCUUUAUUUCAUUCCUUUUUUCCUCCUUCUGCUCCCACUACCCCUACUCUCGGCAUAAGGCAAAUGGUGUCAGGAUGCAUACAUGUACUAGUUCAGUCUGGAUGAGGGAACCUCAUUUGGAAGGUCCAUCCGUGUGAGUGUAGCAAGAGGGCGAGGCAGGUGUCUGUUCCGGGGCAAUUUCAGCAUGGGGGUAACCUGCGCCCUCGCUGUGGCUCACUUCUCAAAAGCCAUGAUGCUCCCUACCUUGCUUUUGCUUUAGCUUUUUGCCUUUUUUUUUUUUUUACUUCUUUCUCUUUUUCUUCAGUUAGAAUCAAAGUCCAUCUUCUUAUCCAUCACAGUGCUCCCCUAAAGCCUUUUUGGGAUAAAAAUGAUAUUUCCAAAAGGCGAAUUGCUUGCUGUCCUAAAGGAAACUUGAAGCUGGACUAUUAGACGGUCAGAUGUUUGAGUCCUGGAUGAAGGUGACUUCUUUGUCUAGCAUGAAGUCAAUGGCUUCUCCCACUAGAAGUUCCACAUAUGUCUCUGAGCUCCAUUUUUGUCAGGAGUGCUUUCCAUAAGUGAUCUUGAUGUGGGUAGUUUCACCUUCCAUGAAGGCUUAUAACUCAACUACUACUUAUUCAAAAGAGCAGAAAACAUCGAAUACCUGAGUGUUCCUAUCUUGAAUUGUAUGUAUUUUGUAGUUGUCCCAGCCGAUGGAUGUCAGUGAGUCUUUUCGAUGAGGUUUAGUAGUGUAGGUAAGAAAUAAAAAUGGAUUCGUAAUGUGGUGAUUGCACAUGUCAUGUAUAUUUUUUAUUUCUGAACAUAGUUUCAUUCAGCUGUAUUUCUUUGCCUUAUAAAGAUGUAUAACAGUCAUAUAUAUGUAUUAUAUUGAAGAAUAAACAUGGACC
Mirounga angustirostris (Northern elephant seal) is the source of this 6275-nucleotide messenger RNA. RefSeq names its product myosin light chain kinase family member 4 (gene MYLK4). Gene Ontology annotation, biological process: protein phosphorylation. Bases 221 to 2269 code for a protein of 682 amino acids. Gene Ontology annotation, molecular function: myosin light chain kinase activity; ATP binding. The transcript is spliced from 15 exons. Lineage: Eukaryota; Metazoa; Chordata; Mammalia; Carnivora; Phocidae. The record is from RefSeq and is a predicted model, not a curated record.